Molecule: messenger RNA, 567 nt
Organism: Sarcophilus harrisii (Tasmanian devil)
Lineage: Eukaryota; Metazoa; Chordata; Mammalia; Dasyuromorphia; Dasyuridae
Product: cilia- and flagella-associated protein 251-like
Exons: 1
Source: RefSeq, a predicted model, not a curated record
GAAAAGGAGGAGAAGGAAGAGGAAGAAGAGGAGAAGGAAGAGGAAGAAGAAAAGGAGAAGGAAGAGGAAGAGGAAGAAGAAAAGGAGGAAGAGGAAGAAGAGGAGGAGAAGGAAGAGGAAAAGGAAGAAGAAAAGGAGGAAGAGGAAGAAGAGAAGGAAGAGGAAGAGAAAGAAGAGAAGGAAGAGGAAGAAGAAAAGAAGAAAGAGGAAGAAGAGGAGGAGAAGGAAGAGGAAGAGGAAGAAGAAAAGGAGGAAGAGGAAGAAGAGGAGAAGGAAGAGGAAGAGAAAGAAGAGGAGGAGGAAGAGGAAGAGGAAGAAGAGGAGAAGAAAGAGGAAGAGGAAGAAGAGGAGGAGAAGGAAGAGGAAGAAGAGGAGAAGGAAGAGGAAGAAGAGGAGGAGGAAGAGGAAGAAGAAAAGAAAGAGGAAGAGGAAGAAGAGGAGGAGAAGGAAGAGGAAGAGGAAAAGGAGGAAGAGGAGAAGGAAGAGGAAGAAGAGGAGGAAGAGGAAGAGGAAGAAGAGAAGGAAGAGGAAGAGGAAGAAGAAGAGGAGGAAGAGGAAAAGGAGGAA